This is a messenger RNA of Linum trigynum, 2921 nucleotides long. Lineage: Eukaryota; Viridiplantae; Streptophyta; Magnoliopsida; Malpighiales; Linaceae. The record is from the annotation of a GenBank genome assembly.
UAAAAAUAACUAUAUCCAAAUAAUGCAUUCAUAAAUUAAAAAUAACCAAUUAUACUAUCAUAUUUUUCAGAAACAACUACGAAGGAAUUUCAUAUAGUGAAAGAAGCGCAAAAACAUUCGUUGUCUACACUAUUAUAUAAGUCUCUCUCAAUGUAUCUUACUAAACAAGUAUUAGCAAACUGGUCGCCAAAUCGACUUGGAAACUUGUUCUUAAUAUAACUCAAAGCUGAAAAUGCUAUUUUUACACUUGCAGUUGCAACUGGUAGAUCAAAACUAGUGGGAUUGUCGUUGUCGCUAGACAAUUUCAGGGUUGUUGGGGAAAAGAUCGAAUAGGCAUAAGGAGAAAAGAGACCCGGUUAGUUCUUUAUUGCAAUUGGAAUUUCGUUUAUUGUAUAAUAAAUUAAAUUUAUGUCAAUUUUGGACAAGUAAUGAGUUGUGUUGUAGUGACAAAGUACUCUAAUACUACCUAUACGUAUUGUGUUCCAUCACCAAUAUAAAUAUAUAUAGCGUAUUUUUGUUCCGUCGAAAUUUACCCCUGUCCCGGGACAAGGCCAAAAGGCGUUGCCUCCGCCACUGCUGACAAACUACCACAAAAAGUGAGAGGAGUUAUAAUGCAAGAAAUUUUUAAAAAAUAAGAAUUACAAAGGAUAGUAAACACGCAAUGGAGUUAAAUAAAUAGAAAAUGUUUAGGCAAAAUUCAUCUGUAUAGCCAAAACUUUCACGUUUGUGACAAUAAUAGUCACUUUUGGCGAAAUACAGAAAAUAGCCAAAAUUUUGAAAGUUUCAUGACAAAUGUAGCCAUUUCCGUUAAAUAUUUUAACUGCGUCAGUGACACCGUUAGUCAAAUUAACAGCACGCUUACCUGACUGCCAACUCACCCUCUUUUUCAUUUUCACCUCAACUCCGAUAACAGGUGGAUGCCAAGUCAUAUUAAAAAUUUAAUUUUUUAACAAAUUAUUUUUUUCAUAUAAUUCUUAUGUUCUUUUCCCCUCACUUCAUCUUCUCCGAUUGAAUCUCUUCUCCUUAUCCUUAUUCACCAAACUUCUCCCCCAAUUCUCCCCGGAACGAGAACCAACCAGCGACGAGACUCACACCAGCUAUGGCCACAAAAAAAAAAAUGAAAAUCACACACACUCAAUCGGGAAUAAAGAAUUGGAUGAAGCUAUCAAUUGGAUAUUAGGGAUUUGAAAGAACGCUAAAGAUGACAAUGUUGUCCCGAUGUUCGCCUCCCUGCCUCGCAUCGUGCCUCAUCCUUUUCUUUGCCUCUGUUGCCGGCGAUGGAUAUUGAAACGAGGAGGAUGGCGCACCAAGAAGUCGAUGGCGACUUGGGGGAGGAGGCAUCAAGAAGUCGAUACCUUCGUCGAGGGAAUCUAUUUCAAUGGUGGUUUGGGAGGUGGAAGACAGAAGCUCCUUUCCUUCUCCCUCGGCGAGAUUUGGUCCGGAUAGAGAAUCACCUCACGACCCAACAGCGAGAUCUGGUGUCAACAUCCGAGCUGGAGCAGCCGCCGUCGGACAUAUCCAACCUCUGUCCAUAUCGGCUUCGCACCCAACGGCUCUGUCGCCGACCACAGUGAAGACGACAGUGACUUCUGGGCACCUUCCAUCUUGGACAGCUCCAAUUUCUGGUCAGCCGAAGAAUCUCCGGCGUGAGCGGGUUCAGGGUCGGGAACCUUCCCAUCGUGCGCUAAAUCUGGAGAAUCGGAGGUAGGUUUAGGGUUUUCGAUUUUGGGGGUUUUCUGCUUCUUGGGAGACUCAGCUUGGGAGAUGCACAGAAGAUGGUAUAUGAAAUGGAGUUGAAACGAAAUUCCUUGAAGGAAGCAACAAUGGCUUUUGAUGGCUUUCCGAAUAUGUUGAAGGAGUGAAGAGGCGAUUGAUUUAAGGUCAACAUUGAAUGGAAGAUUGCAUAGAGUAGAGAGACGGGAGAGAUAAAAUAAAAAUAUUUAAUUUAUAUAUUUUUAACAUAUUUUUUAUUAAUUAACUGUCGCCAAUUCAGCAAUGCCGUUAGUCCAGUUAGUCCGUUACUUGACACCGUCAAAGAAUUGGACGGAAAUGGGAAUUGGACGGAAAUGGCUAUUUUGUGUAUUUUCGCAAAAGUGACUAUUAUUGGCAAAAUCGUCAAAGUUUUGGCUAUACAGAUGUAUUUUACCAAAUGUUUAAAUAAAACUCUAGUUGACAUAAUUAAACCAAAAAUUAAAUCAAUUAAUUAAACCAAAGUUUUGCCAUCUGCCGGAAGGGGUCGCCGACUACUGUGGACCAUCGAGAUUGAGUUAAAUCCCUAGGUUAAUUUGUGGUUGUGUCGGUGAGGGGACCCAUCGGCGGAUCCAGAGGAGGGCCACACUGGGCCCGGGCCCAGCCCUCCCAGCCCUCCUGAAGUCCUGGCCUGGUAAAGAGGCUUUGCUUUCAGCAUUCUCAACACUUUGGGCCUAGCCCUCUCUACCCAUUAAAUAAAAAACCCAACUCCAAAAGACCAAAAGUCCAAAACCCAAAUUUCAAUUAACCUCUUUGCCCCAUCCGUUUUACCUACCGCCAAAAAAUCAAAGGGAAAAGGAUCUCAUUCUUUGUCUGCGCGCCAUCCGCACUUUUCGCUGCUCCGGCGAAAUACUCUUGCUGCGACGCUGCUUCCCUACACAAAAGAUGACCAGCAACCUAGCUCCCAACGAACCCAACCUUCCAUUUGUCGUCCUAUCUCUUCUGUAGUUGGAUAAUAGUUAGUUUCUUAAGAGAUAUGAAUGAGUAAUUUUGUGCAUUAAUGUAAAAAUUCAGAUUUGGCUUUUCUCGUAUAUCAUCUCGUGUAGAAUUUAUAUCCAAUUCUAUUUAGAAGCUACUCGAUUUAGUUCUUAUUAAAACGUGUAUGCAACGUGUUAAACAUGCGUAUAUGUAUUUUAUACGUGAAGGAUCACAAAUAAAAUUGUUAAGUGCUA